Molecule: messenger RNA, 3876 nt
Organism: Oncorhynchus mykiss (rainbow trout)
Lineage: Eukaryota; Metazoa; Chordata; Actinopteri; Salmoniformes; Salmonidae
Product: general transcription factor IIIC subunit 2
Biological process (GO): transcription by RNA polymerase III
Cellular component (GO): transcription factor TFIIIC complex
Molecular function (GO): protein binding
Source: RefSeq, a predicted model, not a curated record
CAGAAGGGGGCAGCAGUCUACCGGCCAAUAUCGUCACAACAAAUAAGGCGGUCUUCCAGCUAGAUCCACGCUCUACAGAAUACCGAUUGAGAAUAUUACAGAUGAAGUACGUUAUUAUUGCUGUUGGCGGAGAUAAGGACUUUGAAGAAGGUUUAAUCGGUAUACUGUAGGACGUAUGCCUGUGACAGAGAGUUGCACAGUUAGGCUGUUGAGGCUGCCUCUCACCAAGAAGAGUUGCUCAGUAAACUUGUCUAGGCUUUCUGUGAUAAAGAAGAGGUGCUCAGUAAGGCUGUCAAGGCUUCUUGUGACAGAUAAUUGGUGCUCCGUAAGGUUGUGUAGGCUACCUGUGGCAAAGAGGUGCUCAGUAAAGUUAUCUACUCUGCCUGUGACGCAAAAGCGUUGCUCAGUAAGGUUGUCUAGGCUGUUGAUGGCAACCAUUGCCCAGAAGUUGGGCAAACAGGGUAGCGAAUCCAUGGGCUUACCCCAUGGAGAGGGGACAGAGCAGCAGACUGAUCCACACGAAAAACCUCAGGCAGAGGCGCAGACCAAUCCACAUGAAAAACCACAGGACACCAAUGGGGAGGCUGUCGGUGUUUCAUCUGAACAAGGCCAGGAUGUGCCUCCAGAAGAGCUUCCUGUACCAUCUUCCACCCCGGGAAAUCGUCUACAGAGAAAAAGAGUCCCUAAUCCGAAAUAUCAGAGAGAACCAGACACGACCAACCGAGCCUGAUAAAAAGACCCCAAAACCGAAACCCCCCAAAAAGACACCACAGAAAAAGGCACCACAGAAAAAGCCAGUGGUCUCGAGCAUAGACAGUGACAAGGGGCUUAUCAAACAGAUCCCUGCCAAGAAGACCUCUGCCAAGAAGAUACAAAAGGAAACACCACAGGUCAACUCCACGCCCGCCCCUGCAGUCCCGGAACUGAGGGAGACCCCAGAGGAGCCUGAAACCACCCCUAGUGGCAGACCCAAGCGGAGGGCAGCAAAAGCUGCAUUGCAGUACCUCCAUACCCUGGCCAAGGAGGUAUACAACCAACCUGACAAUGGUACUAAGAAUGACUGGGAGUCUAGCCCAGUCCCCAGCCCCAGCUCAACCCAGCCCCAGAAACGAACCAGAGGCAAGGGCAAGAAGAGGAAGGCCCCUGAUUUUGACAGUGACAACGCCGCAGAGGAUGUGGACUUUGUUCCAGAAAAUCAAGACACCGAGGAGGAAAGUGAGGCUGAAGAUACUCAAGAAGACUUAGACUUGGAGAAGAGGCACACACCACUGAAAGACCUUAGAUCCAGACGCAUUUCCAGAGGUCUUUCAAGUCAAGUUCGAUACCAUGGUAAUUCCCCCAAUGGACUGUCCAACAACAUGAUGGGACCCAUCUGGAUGUGCACCAAAACCACCAAGACCUUCCGUGAUGAACACUGUAACGAAUGGGUCUUUGCUGAGUGGAUGCCUUCAGAGAAGGAUUGGCAUUGCUUGUCGGACAGUGAGGCUGAGAAGUAUCUACCGCAGGAGAUGAUGUCAACAGCCUUCACCUUCUCAAGAGAGGGCAUCAGGGAGGAGACUCCUCUGCACAGAAUGAAGAGGUUUGAGUGCCUGCCACCCCACCCUGAGCGCUGGGACAUGCUAUUCUAUACGGGCGGGCCGGUGUGGGCCAUGGACUGGUGCCCCUCCCCCGAUGGCGCCCCUGCCAGCCAGUACGCUGCCAUCUACUGCCACAGGAACCUGGACGACCAACACAGGAUGAACGAGUUGUACACCAAACCUGGACUCAUCCAGAUUUGGGACCUGGGACAACUCCAGUACAACACCAGUCCCCAGUCCUCUCCACGGCUGGCCUAUGGUAUUGCCCAGGAUAAAGGCUUUGUGUGGAACCUGAAGUGGUGUCCAGGAGGAGCCUGGGAGCUGCCCACCACUAACAGGAAGGCCCCUCAUAUGCCCAGACUGGGUCUCCUGGCUGCCUCCACAUCAGAUGGUCACAUCACUAUCUACAGCCUGCCUCACCCCGACACACUAAUGGCCCGCAGGAAACACACCGCUAAAGGUGGAGCCUGCCCAACACUGAUGAUCUGCCAGGUACAGGGUGUGAUCACUCUGAAGCGGGGCUCCUUCAAGACCAACCACGAUGAAAAGAAUAACCAGGUUCUCUCCAUGGACUGGCUGCCUGUCAAACCUCACAAUAUCCUGGCUGCUGGCUUCUAUGAUGGUACGGUGGCCCUGUGGAACCUGUCCAGUAAGUCUAUUCUGCAGCGGGUGCGUGCUCCAGACCGCUCCUUCACCCUCUACCCCUACCACUGCUUCAUCGCCCACGACAACGCCACCCGCGCCCUCAGUUUCUGCCACGCAUCCAGAGACCUCAUGGUGACGGCGGGUGAUGACAGGCUGGUGAAGAUGUGGGACCUGAGGAGGACCUGGGAGCCCUGCCAGUCCUUCAAGCGCUUCCUCUCCACCGAGGCGGCCUGGCCCCUGCACUGGGCUGGAGUCUUCAUCUCUCAGGAGAGCACCUACGCCACGUUUGGCCAACAUGGACUCAAUUACUUUGACUCAGGGUAUCUGGGCUUCAAGCCACUCUUUCUGGUGCCACGGAAAGGGACCAUGUGGAGCCUGUCGAUCUCUGAUUGGCUGAACACAGCUGUGACGGCGGACUCGGUGGGAGACGUGAUCAUGGUCCUAAUACCCAACCUGUUCAACAACCCCUGCUACCUCAAACGAUCCAUCGAUCGCAGAUUCCCGGUGUUCAGAACCGAAAUGGUCCAAUUGAAAGAAGAAGUUGAGGAGAAUGAGGGAGGAGUUGGAGAGAAAGGAAGUGGUUCCACCAGUAACGGAACAUCCCAUCAUACACCUCAGACCUACAGAGAGACAGCCCAGAAGUACUACCUCCACUACCACGACAUGGACAUGAGAACGUUUAAGAAUGCCCAGAGCCGAUCUCCGUGGAAGCACAUGCAGGUUGCAGAGGCCAAAGGGGGACCGUGUCUGGACCUAAUGCCUUUGGCUUCACUAACCAAGGUCCGUUUCAACCCCAACCUGUGUGCCCAGAGCUGGGUGUUGUCUGGGGGCCAGGCGGGCCUGGUAAGAGCCCACUGCCUCAGGGCCAUGAACAGCUCUCACAUUAACAAGAUGGUGCAGGAGAGCCAGGCCCAGUUCAGCACCAUGUUCCCCCAGGACACGACAGACAGCCAGGGGGACGCCAGUGCCGUCAGACACACCACAGAAGAGCUGUAGGUGUAGGUUCCUGGAGGUCUGCUCCCUGUAGCGCUCCCUCAGUGUACUGCAGUGUACACCACUCCCAACUUCCUAAAGACUCAAAUUAGGGCUUCGUUCUAACUUUGGAUCCACCCAUAGAACAUCCAUGUCAAAAUGAGAUUUUCAUGGAAGUUUGAGUUACAGGAGUGGAUCUCAUGGUAGGAUCCAGCUCCCAAGGAAUGUGAUUGGCUGCUUUGUUUGGACAGUAAGCCCACUGUGUUUUUAUCUUCUGCAAGACCACAAUGUUUUUAUAUUUAACUUAUUUCAAGACGGAAAAAAUUCAUGCUAUUUUGCUAGAACUUGUAAAUGUUUUACUAUUAUUUUUAUAUAAACAUUUUUGUUGUUGUUGGUGUGAAUACAUUGUGAACUGAGGACUGACUUGAAGGGUUCUUAUAGAACCCAGACUUGGCGUCAUUGCAAAGCUAUAGCACUUUAGGGUUUUUCUGUUCAUUCAUUCUGAUUAUAUUCUGCCUUUCUUGCCGCUGUUCCUUUUCUAUCACACACUUUCAGGUCCAUGACUUCUGUAUAUCAGGUAUAAACCAUGUUUUAGAUGUAUUUGUCUCUGAGCCAAUGAGUCUCUAAGUAUUUUGUCUGUCAAUGUCUGUUUAUUAAAAUUAUAAUUUCAGUCUUUUCUAAA